GUUUCUGUUCGCAGCGACAUCUGCCGUGGUUAGCUGGGAACGCCACCUGCCGGGAUACCUUCGAACAGCGCGUUGAAGUUCCCAAUGAAAUAGACCGGACUACGCCGUUAGCGCCGUUACAUAAGCUACAUUGAACGGAUAUUUAGCCUUACUACCGACUUGCACUUACUAAUCUAAUAGCCUCGGCUGUCAAUGAUUGGAACAUAGUUAUAUGUUCUCAUUGUCAGACAUCGAUUGUUGUCAUCACCGCUUCGUUCAUCGCUGGAUGGCAAUCAUUUUGUUCGUUUGUUUACUCUGGCGCCUCCAUGAGCCGUUCAGCUCGAGUACUUUACCAAUGAACCACUAUAGCUACAUUGUCAGUCUGCAUGUGCUGCAGCACAGUGUAAUCACUUGUGGCUUCCAUCCCACCACUUAAGUGGCUCCACUCUGUGCAGAAAGGUUACGAGCCAUCAGCACCGGCCAGAUCCUGUUCUGGUUUGAAGGUCACCGUCUGCAAAAGAUGGACAACAGUUCAGUUGGGCGACGGAGGCUGACUGCUUUGGUCCGCGGGUUACUGUGCGAGGUGUAUUCGUAUUAUUGAAGGCACAGCGUCAGUGCCAGUUUGCCAAGAGUCCAGCCGCCGCAAUUUCCGUCCCGGUGCCUGAUGUCUGCGCUGGGACACCUCGGAAGCUGGUGGUUGGCAGUGAGUCGACGGAGGUCCAUCGCUCGCCUGUGCCUGAUCUGUGCCGCCGUGCUGGCACUGUACGCGCUCUCUAAGAGCCGACAUCGGGUGUUGGAAGGUCCGCGCCCCUCGCCGGAUGAUGAGCAGCGGUUGGAGAGGUCAGCAGCCCCAGCCUGUCCACCUCCGGAGCGCCUGGUCUCCGCCGCCAAGGGCGGUCGACUCGGCAACAUCAUGUUUGAGUACGCCACGCUUCUGGCGGCGAGUCACAUCCUUCAGCGACCGGUCUGGCUGCUUCCUGAGAUGAAAGACACUCUUGAAAAAUACUUCGAACCGUUAUCGACUCCGGCAUUGCCCCGCGAGUGUAAGUAUAACUGGACGGAGAUAAGCAUCGAUGCGCUGAUUAAGAACGCGUCAAAAGACGACGAAAAGAGCUAUCUAAUCGGAGGGUACCCGACUUCAGUACACCUGUUCCAUCCAAUACGUGACCGGGUGCUGCGAGAGUUCACCUUCCGACCCGAGCUACCCCAGAGUGCUGAUCGACGCCUGGCCGAACUGGCUCACCAAGUCAAUAUGACCUCACCCACCUUCAUCGGUGUACACGUCCGACGAACUGACUACGCCCAGUGGCUGCCCAAGAUGGUAGAAGGCAGGUUGGUGGAUGGAGAUUUCCUGGAGCGUGCCCUGGCGCUGAUGAGGAGCCGCCACCGAGACGCGCUGUUUGUAGUCGUUUCCGAUGAUCUGGAGUGGUGUCGACGUGAGCUUGUGUCCAGAGCGAACUCCUCCGACAUUGUGCUGGCAGGUGAUGGGGUUCAGUCACGUCCCGGUGCGGACCUGGCACUGCUGGCUGCCUGUAAUCACUCCAUUAUCACCCACGGCACGUUCGGGUUCUGGGGGGCGUAUAUGAGUGGCGGUGAUGUGGUCAAACCGACCGGCUACGGCCAGCGGAAGACGGGGGUGGAGAAUAACGUGCGGCGCGCCGGCCUCAACUGGACCUGGAUCGAGGCGUUCACUUCGCAGACUACCGCGGAGGCCGCCGAGAUCGUCGGAGGUAGACGGAGCAGUAAAAGAACGACCGCAGAAUCUGUUAUACGACACUGAAUCAGACUACAUACUACUAGCUCAGACUAUCUUCUCCGGGCUGACGGUCAAACUGACCCACACCAGACAGCCGGUGCAGCGGUUGCUAUGAGUUGCUAUCAAUCCUGCAAAGUGUUUUGCGUUCACAUUGAGCUUGAGAACAUCUCCCGUGCUGCACUCUUACUCCAUUGAUGGAUUGAUUGAUCGGUUCUGGAGCGCGUUUCCGAAGUGCGUGAUUUAGGAGUGAUUUUAGGUUUAAAAUUAACGUUUUCGGCCCACAGCAGCCACACAGUUGUGAACAGAGCUCUCGGCAUUCUCAUCAGGUCAUUUUAAACUGGCCUUACACGUCAACAUUUCUGGCAGAAAACCUUGCAGGUCACGUACUUCGCGAACGUCCGGUCUAUUCUGGAGUAUGGGUGUGUCAUUUGGGGCUGCGCAGCGAAGUCACACGUGGAGCGGCUAGAACGUGCGCGGCACAAGUUCCUCAUGUGGAUGGCAUCUAAAUCCAACAGCACUGUGACGCAUUCCCUGACCUACGAGCACCUGCGGCAGGCGUUUCGGUUUCCCACUUUAAAGGCGAGACGUCUGCAAUAUGACAUCAUGUUUGUGCGCAAUGUUUACCGCGGUCAGGUGGAUUCAGGGAUCUAUUAUAGGUACUUUCCAUUGUCGGUCGCUGCCAUCGCCGGUUAGCCGCUAUAGAUGACUAUGUAUUGCUUUUCCCCGAUUGUUUGCUACGGCCAAAGUUUGCUCUC
Messenger RNA from Amphibalanus amphitrite, 2490 nucleotides. Its product is annotated as galactoside alpha-(1,2)-fucosyltransferase 2-like. Gene Ontology annotation, molecular function: galactoside 2-alpha-L-fucosyltransferase activity. NCBI's taxonomy places the organism in Eukaryota, Metazoa, Arthropoda, Thecostraca, Balanomorpha, Balanidae. Gene Ontology annotation, biological process: carbohydrate metabolic process. The transcript has 2 exons. The coding region runs from base 644 to 1759 and encodes 371 amino acids. The record is from RefSeq and is a predicted model, not a curated record. Gene Ontology annotation, cellular component: membrane.